CAUGCGUGGAAAGUUGUGUCUGAAAGUAUUUAAAGAGUUGGAAAUCUAUAGCAAAAUACUGUGAUGGCCAGACUUCACUCUGUUUUGGCAGCUGAGUGGGGAGUUCAACUUCUGGUUUAGGUCCGAUAAGUUGUUUCUUUGAGCCCGUCUGCGGUUUGAUUUAUUACUUUUAGUGUUGGUGCUGAAAAGUCGCUUUAAGUUGCUUAGUUUAGCGAGUUGGUACGUAGCUGCACGGAGACAGAAUGAAUAUCCUCGCUGAGUUUUUUAUGGUCACUUUCAAAAUAAUCUGGACAUUUGUGUUGGCUGGCGCUAAAUGGCUUAUUCGUCCACGGGAAAAGAGUGUGGUGGGCCAGGUGUGUGUUAUCACCGGUGCUGGAAGCGGUCUCGGGCGGCUCUUUGCGGAGGAAUUUGCUAGGAGACGAGCGACCCUUGUGCUCUGGGACAUCAACCGAUUGGGCAAUGAAGAGACCGCAGAGAUAGUGCGAGAAAUCUACCGGGAGUUGAGCCCAUUCGAAGGAUGCUCGGAUGGUAUUCAAGAGUUGCCCCUGUUUCAGCCCAAAGUUUACACGUAUGUCUGUGACGUUAGUAAGCGUGAAAGUGUAUAUGCUACUGCAGAGAAGGUGCGAAAAGAGGUUGGCAACAUCGACUUUUUGAUCAAUAAUGCUGGAGUUGUCUCCGGACAUCAUCUUCUCGAGUGCCCAGAUGAGCUCAUUGAAAGAACUAUGAUGGUCAACUGCCAUGCUCACUUCUGGACUACCAAGGCUUUCCUUCCCAAUAUGCUGGAGCGGAAUCACGGUCACAUUGUAACAGUAGCCAGCUCAUUGGGUUUGUUCACUACAGCUGGUGUGGAGGACUAUUGUGCAAGCAAGUUUGGUGCCAUUGGCUUUCAUGAGUCUUUGAGCCAUGAGCUGAAAGCUGCUGAUAAGGAUGGAAUUAAGAUGACACUUGUAUGUCCUUUCUUGGUUGACACUGGCAUGUUCAAAGGCUGCAAAAUUAGGAAGGAAAUGGCAGCAUUUUUUCCUCCGCUAAAGCCAGAGUACUGCGUAAAACAGGCCAUGAGAGCCAUACUGACAGACCAGCCAAUGAUCUGCACACCACGAGUCAUGUACAUGGUCACCUUUAUGAAAACAGUUUUGCCUUUUGAUGCCAUUGUGUGCAUGUACAGAUUUAUCGGUGCUGAUAAAUGCAUGUACCCCUUCCUGGCUCAUCGAAAGGAGUCCACAAACAACAAUGAAUCAAAGGCUGGGGUGUAACUGGCACUGUCUUCGAGCAGUGGUGCUAAAUUCUGUGUAGUUCCUUUGGAACAAUAAAUGCUGUACAUUACAAGUCUAUUCCUAUUGACACCUAGCUGUCAAAUUUUUGUAAUUUUGCAUCUUCAGAAUUUCUCACAUUUAGAAAACCUUAUGAAGGGAUUCAUUUUUGUAAUUAUGAAAUGUAGUUUGUUGCUAUACAAUUGCUCAAGGACUAUAACAUUUUGUAUGUAUUCAAUCGUAACUUAUUUAUUGUUUGUCUUGUAUUGUUGCUUGCUUCUCAGCAUUCCAUGACCUUGUAGUUUUAGAGGGUUUAUCCUCCUAAUAAAAUUACAAAUGCCCUAUGUAUUGAAGGAUUUAUUUUUAUUGCUGCUUUUGAUUUGGCAAAACCUAAUGAUUGCCCUUCGAAAAGUACCAUACA
Molecule: messenger RNA, 1671 nt
Organism: Xyrauchen texanus (razorback sucker)
Lineage: Eukaryota; Metazoa; Chordata; Actinopteri; Cypriniformes; Catostomidae
Product: retinol dehydrogenase 10-B
Exons: 6
Coding region: 243-1253 (336 amino acids)
Cellular component (GO): lipid droplet
Molecular function (GO): oxidoreductase activity, acting on the CH-OH group of donors, NAD or NADP as acceptor
Source: RefSeq, a predicted model, not a curated record